Messenger RNA from Hevea brasiliensis (rubber tree), 1691 nucleotides. Its product is annotated as protein RETICULATA-RELATED 4, chloroplastic. The coding region runs from base 288 to 1493 and encodes 401 amino acids. The record is from RefSeq and is a predicted model, not a curated record. The transcript is spliced from 8 exons. Lineage: Eukaryota; Viridiplantae; Streptophyta; Magnoliopsida; Malpighiales; Euphorbiaceae.
CCACGUAACAUUUAAAUUUAUAAAUAAUUUAAAAGAAAAAGUAAUUGUAAACAAAGGAGCGUGACGACCAAAUGCCAGAAAUUGAGGUGGAGACGGACAAAAUGUCUUUGAAUUUUCCCUCAAAAGUUUGUCAACUAACGCCCACCCAAUUGAGGAGCGAUCCAGACAGACAACACAGAAAACAUAAGUAGGAAACUGUGCUCUACUGCAUAAACGACCAACCAAACCAACUUUAUAAACCAAAUCGAAAAACACGCUUCCACCUCCCACCCACCUCUUCUCCUAUCAUGGCCAUCGCCGCCUGCUACUUCACCGCCUCCCUCUCCAACUUCAAUCCCAGUCUCAAUCUCCAUCGACCAUUUCUUUCCUCCCACUCAUCACCUCUUCUCCACCUCCGCCUCUCCCUCUCCUCGCCCUCCAUUUCUCCUCUUUCCCUCCGCCACCAACACACUAACCCUUUCCCCCUCUUCGUCCCUUCCGCUUCUUCUUCUGGCGGAGAUGGAAGCUUCAAUAAUGGCCCACCUUCCAGCGGCGGCGGUGGUGGAGGCAAUGACGACUAUAAUAGUAAUAACAGCGGCGGUGAUGAGGAUGGUGAUAAUGCUGCGAACAGGAACACGAAAGAGGCGAUGAUGGUGUUAGCGGAGUCAAAGCGGGCACUGGAGACUUUGCCCAAGGACUUGGCGGCAGGGAUCCAGGCCGGCAGAAUUCCUGGUGCGGUGGUUUCAAGGUUUUUAGAGCUGGAGAAGUCGGGGUUGUUCCGGUGGUUUCUUCAGUUCGGUGGGUUCAAGGAAAGGCUGUUGGCUGAUGAUCUGUUUUUUGCUAAGGUCGGCAUUGAGUGCGGUGUUGGUAUCUUCACUAAGACUGCUGCAGAAUAUGAACGUCGCAGAGAGAAUUUUUUCAAGGAGCUGGAAAUUGUUUUUGCGGACGUGGUGAUGGCCAUAAUUGCAGAUUUCAUGCUUGUUUAUCUUCCUGCUCCAACAGUAUCCCUCCGACCACCUCUUGCAAGCAGUGCUGGACCUAUUGCAAAGUUCUUCUACAGCUGCCCUGAUAAUGCAUUUCAGGUUGCUCUUGCUGGAACUUCCUACUCAUUUUUACAGAGAAUAGGUGCUAUUGUGCGUAAUGGGGCAAAACUUUUUGCUGUUGGCACCACCUCAUCACUGGUUGGCACAGCUGUGACGAAUACAUUGAUCAACGGACGGAAGGCUGUGGAUAAGUCUUCAGCAGGUGAAGUUGAAAAUGUGCCUAUAUUGUCCACCAGUGUUGCCUAUGGUGUCUAUAUGGCAGUUUCUAGCAACCUCAGGUAUCAAGUACUGGCCGGUGUUAUUGAACAGCGGAUUUUGGAACCUUUAUUACACCAGCACAAGUUUAUGCUUAGUGCAAUUUGUUUUGCUGUUCGAACCGGCAACACAUACUUGGGUUCAUUGUUGUGGGUGGAUUAUGCUCGGUUGAUAGGAAUUCAAAAGGCUCAGGAGGAGCAGAAAGAAUUGGCUUGAUUUAUGAAUAUUGGUUUGCAACAUUAUGGCAGUUGCUUGUAGUAGGGUAUGUCAGUUAAAUUUUUGUGAGAGCUUUUGUGGGUGUUGAAAUGGUAGAAUUUUGCAGAUUGAAACGUCAGAAUUACUUGAUAAAGCUGACAUUUUGAACAUGUAGUGCAAGUAGUAAAGAAUAUAUAUAUGUAAUUUUUUUUAUUUGAA